This is a messenger RNA of Meriones unguiculatus (Mongolian gerbil), 5264 nucleotides long. It is a transcript of the gene Gcnt1, whose product is annotated as glucosaminyl (N-acetyl) transferase 1. Lineage: Eukaryota; Metazoa; Chordata; Mammalia; Rodentia; Muridae. Gene Ontology annotation, molecular function: beta-1,3-galactosyl-O-glycosyl-glycoprotein beta-1,6-N-acetylglucosaminyltransferase activity. The record is from RefSeq and is a predicted model, not a curated record. Gene Ontology annotation, cellular component: membrane. The transcript has 3 exons. The coding region runs from base 812 to 2098 and encodes 428 amino acids.
GUAGCCCGGCAUACCUGGACAGCACUGAGCCGGAUCUACACGGGCGGGACAAGCUACGCCGGGGAGGGUGGAGCUGGCGCGGGGAGAGAGGGUACUUAGUCCCCGUGCCCCUGGCUAGAAUGGAGCAGGCGUCCUCUUCCCAUCCUCUUUCCCCUCCCGGCCCCUCGGUGGGACACGGGUACACUGUGGCAUCUGGAAGUCACUUUCUGACCUCUUGUUCUCGGACCCGCGCAAGGAGUGUGAGCUUAGAAAUCGCGGUUGCCUGCGGGCGCGGAAGAUAGGAGGCGAACGGUUACCUCGGUGUCUUGGGAGCCAAGGAAUUACACUUCGUAAGGCCACAGCCCAAGGGAGAGCCGUUGGGACCCCCUGUUAGAGCGCCGGCAAAGAAGCCGGCUCUGGGGCAGAGAAUGACUGCCUUGGGGCAAUUGCAGACAGACUGGCCUGUCUGGGGUCCCGGCUGUCGCUGCUCUGCUUCUCGCCUUGUUCUGCGGGCUGCAGGUCUAUUACAAAAACAGACUGUUUGAAAAGCCUGCCGGGACAUGUCCUCGUCGCCAGAUGUCUGGGGUGUGGUAGAAACUUGGCCACAGAGCGAUAGCCCCUGGGAUCGAGUGCAGGAUGUCCCCAGGACUCAGCGCUGCGGCAAAUCCAGACUUCCGGUGAUUCUAAACGCUCCAUCCUGUCCAGUGAUAUCUCGUCCUGAUAAACUGGCAACUCCUCUGACCACAACAGAGAAAAAUCAGAGGAAACCUCAUUGGUGUCCAAGGCCUAGAAGAUUGCCCCAUCACAAAGGGAAGCCUGGAACUGUUUUGAAAUGCUUAGAAACUUGUUUCGGAAGAGACUUUUUUCUUAUCCUACAAAAUACUACCUCAUGGGUCUUGUUCUCUCUCUAAUAACCUUCUCUGUUUUAAGAAUUCAUCAGAAGCUUGAAUUUGUUAGUGUCAGACACUUGGAACUUUCUGGAGAUGGUCAUACCAGCAACAUUAAUUGCACUAAAGUUUUAGAGGGUGACCCAGAUGAAAUCCAAAAGGCGAAGCUGGAGAUAAUAACAGUGCAAUUCAGGAAGCGCCCAAGGUGGACCCCACAUGACUAUAUAAACAUGACGCAUAACUGCGCCUCUUUCAUCAAGACUCGCAAAUAUAUUGUGGAGCCCCUUAGUAAAGAAGAGGCAGGCUUUCCAAUUGCAUAUUCCAUCGUGGUUCACCAUAAGAUUGAAAUGCUUGACAGGCUCCUGAGGGCCAUCUACAUGCCCCAGAAUUUCUACUGCAUCCAUGUGGACAAGAAAGCAGAGGAAUCCUUUUUAGCCGCAGUGGCGGGCAUUGCGUCCUGCUUCGAUAAUGUCUUUGUGGCCAGCCAGUUGGAGAAUGUUGUUUAUGCCUCCUGGAGUCGGGUUCAGGCCGACCUCAACUGCAUGAAGGACCUGUACAGAAUGAAUGCAAACUGGAAGUACUUGAUUAAUCUCUGUGGUAUGGAUUUCCCUAUUAAAACCAACCUGGAAAUUGUCAGGAAGCUCAAGUCGUUCAUAGGUGAAAACAACCUGGAAACUGAGAAGAUGCCUCCCAACAAGGAAGAAAGAUGGAAAAAGCGGCACACCAUUGUUGAUGGGAAGCUGACUAACACUGGGGUAGCCAAAGCGCAGCCUCCACUCAAAACUCCUCUUUUUUCAGGCAGCGCCUACUUUGUGGUCAGUAGGGAAUAUGUAGGCCAUGUGCUAGAAAAUGAAAAUAUCCAAAAGUUCAUGGAAUGGGCGCAGGACACAUACAGCCCAGACGAGUUCCUUUGGGCCACUAUCCAGCGGAUCCCUGAAGUCCCUGGUUCUCGCCCCUCCAGCAAUAAGUAUGACUUGUCUGACAUGAAUGCCAUCGCGAGGUUUGUCAAGUGGCAGUACUUCGAAGGCGACGUUUCCAGAGGCGCUCCUUACCCCCCGUGCAAUGGAGUGCACGUGCGCUCCGUGUGCGUCUUCGGAGCGGGGGACUUGAGAUGGAUGCUGCGCAAGCACCACCUUUUUGCCAACAAGUUCGACAUGGACGUCGACCCCUUCGCCAUCCAGUGUCUGGAUGAGCAUCUGAGGCAUAAAGCCCUGGAGAACUUAGAGCACUAACCGCUGGCGGCCGUCCUGGGGGUGAGAGGGGUGCGCGAACUGCGCCCUCAUCUGCUUCCCUUGGUUCAUAUGGGGUCCUUUGGGAUGGUGGUUUUUAAGUCUCUGUGACAGGGAAGCUGCUCGAAUUCUGGAGAAUACAGUUACACGAAAGGUUGAUGCACUAAGUGUUCUAGAGUAACUUCGAGGACAGAUUUAAGAUGGCUGGAGGCUGGGCAAGAUUUUUAUGGACAGAUGAGACCCAGGAGACUGGAAAAGAGGCCAGUGGGGGGGAAAAAUCAGCCUCCUAGACUAAUCAAAGAACCCAGGUACUUAAUCUCAACAAAAUUUGAUUUGUGCCAAAAUUCUCUUGAGAAUUUUAAACAUGAUCAUUUUCUUGACAUGAAUAAAUUUGUAGCAAUGACCAAUCACAAACAUAUGAUUUAUCCUGUAUAUUUUUUGGAAUAGACGUUUGGUUUUACUCUAAGUUAUCCUUGUAAAUAAUUUACUUCCUGCUGUGAUUUGUGGGGGUGAUGUGUCUCUGUGUGUCAUCUCAGGGAGCUUCAAAUAUGUUCAGCAUAGAUAUCUCUGUCUGAAUUUUUGCUUAACUAUGCAUACAUGUAUUCACAAGCAAUGGGGCGGGAUUGGAAAGGACAGUUUCGAGUUCACCAGUUUCUAUGAAUUCGCUUUUAAGUUAGAAAAUUCUAGGAAGCAGCUGGGUGUGUGUGGCCUCUGCCUAUUAAGCAGGAGGUUUGUCCAAGCUCAGGUGAUUAGCAGCCAGGCUGGGGAAAAUAAUAAGAACUCAUGUCUUUUUUAAAAGGGGAAAGAAAUCAACUCAAAUUUUCCAUAAAUAAAUAUAUAUAUACAUACAUACAUAUAUAUAUAUUUCUUUAUCUUGUCUUCCUAGACUGUGAAUGUUGUACAGUGGCAUACAUACAUGUUGCUGUUUUAGGAUCCUAUGUCUGUGUUUUGGGUCUUUGGUAUGACCCAGUCUCCAGUAACUAAUGCAGAAAACUAGGGAGGGUAAAGUAGGCAUUCGAGGGAAGAAGAGACCCAUGGAGGCCAUUGCUAAGGCCCUGGUACAUGUUUAAAGCCAGCAAUUGGCUCUGUCCCAAGAAAUUAAGGUGCCUGCCUACUGGAUCCGCCUUGUCUCAGGUGGCGACAUCCUGAUCUUGAAUAUUCGUGUUGUCCGUCCACUGGCAUUCUUAGCCCACUAGUUGCUAAUGUCUUUCUUCCUCUCUCUCUGCCCUUGUUGAGAGCCUUGUGUCCACAUGUGUGAAUGUCUGGGAAGGAGCUGUGCUAUUGCAGUUUGUUUUCCCAAAAGACAAAUAACUUAGGGUUUCUGUAGUUCUGGUUCUCAUCCCAAAUGAAGGUUUUUGUUUGUUUGUUUUCUGCUAAUAUUUAGCUAAAUCUAAACUGUUCAGCCAGAAUUCUAAUGAAUGUGAAACCUUGUCAUUUGAUUUUUAACAAAAAUCAACACCAUGUACUUUUAUUUUUAAAACAUAACCAACGUUAACAGUCCGUGAGAAAGUAUGUUUUCUGCCUCAAAGGUAGAAAGUGUUUUUCUUUUAAUGACAGUCCCUGUCAUUAAAAACGUCAGGGAUCAAUGGCUAAGCUGGUUUUGUGGUAGACCAAGAGAAAUGUGUUUGCUGCGGAACGCCACAAUGAUGGUGAUGCAGCCUCGGGUCUUGUGUCCUCUAUACUGGCUACAGGUUUCUUUAGUUUGCACCGAGGAUUUGUCAGAUGCUUCUCUCAGUAGAAAGGCUUUUAUGUCUGACACAGGGCAUCUUUUAAAUCUCAAACCAGUGAUACCUGGUGACCUAUAAUUUGUGUACACAGCUGUGACUUAAGCAGUUUUUCUUUUUCCAUUUUGAAAACACAAGGGUUGAAGCAAUAGUCCAGUGAUUCAGCAAGCAACCCGGACCUGGGUUGUUACCAGAAUUAACACAUCCAGCACCAUUUGCUUCAUAUUGGAAGAACUCUUUAUUUUUCCAUGUUUGGUUUUUGGUUUUGCAAAACAGGGAUUGUCUGUGUAGCUUUGGCUCUCCUGGGCUUGAUUCAUAGACACGGCUGGCUUCCAAGCUCACAGAGAUCCGCCUGUCUCUGCCUCCUCGAGUCCUGGGAUCACAGGCAAGCACCACCAGGCCCAGCUUUGGAUGAACUCAUAAACUUUGCAAAACUGGAAAUUAAGUUAUUUUAAAAUUACAAGUAUUUUUUUUUAAAUCAAGUAUUUGAUGUUAUUCAUCUAAACGUUGCUAUUCUUGCAGUGGGACUGCAUUUAGUUUACAGUUAGAUAGAAAGUUUGAGGGAUUUUUUUUCCCCCACUACAGGGGUAAAACCAGGAUUGCGGGCUCCCCGAGGCCCACGUUAACGUGCCAUGAAGCUUCCGCACCCGUGAUGGCUCGCCUUGCCAACAUUGCACUUGUUGGACUGUGUCUGAUGCUGUAGCAUCCCCGUGCCUGAUGCCGGGGCUCAUGCAGUGUCUGUUUAUUGGGACUCGGUGUGUUUUGUUUUUUAACUUUUCCAUCUGACUUAAAUCCAUACAGUGGGAUAAACAAUUUGAAGAACUGAAAAGGGAACUUGGAAAUGAAACCAUAAAAUAGUGCAGAAUUGCAGUUACAAUUGCAGUUCACUGGGAGAGAGACAGGCUUUUUUGAGUUAAAUUCGUAUUUGUUAUUAUACACUAAUUUUAAUGCUAUCAUAUAGGUCUUUUUAUAGAAAACUUUUACUUUGUAAUCACGUCCACAAAACGAAAUCAGAUUCUAGUGAUUAAGUCAAUCAAGACUUACGUAUCAUUUGUUAAAUAAGUUAAUUUAAAAAGAUUCUUCCAUUGUAUAGGCAAUUGCCUAGGUUCUGCCAAGGCCAACGUUAAAAAAACAACCAACCAACCAAACAAACAAACAAAAAAACCUUUCACCUUGAAAACCAGGAACAUGAUUAUCUCUAAACAAGUGUUUGUUGUCACUCAUCUAAUAGAGUUUAUUUAAGAAUUUAUUUCCUCUCCCCAUGAUUUUGUGUGGAAGAAGUUGUUUUAGUAAUUCAUAGGUAGGAUGGGUACAAAUGGAUGUUUUUUGUUGCUUUAAUAAUUACUGUCAUUAUGAAGUGUGAAAUGCAAAACUGUUGAUGGUAAGCUCUACUCUUUUGAAUAAAUCAGUUCUAUCAGCAUUAAAGUCUGUCAUUCAGAAACCAA